Molecule: messenger RNA, 2563 nt
Organism: Scomber scombrus (Atlantic mackerel)
Lineage: Eukaryota; Metazoa; Chordata; Actinopteri; Scombriformes; Scombridae
Gene: pex19
Product: peroxisomal biogenesis factor 19
Exons: 8
Coding region: 22-903 (293 amino acids)
Biological process (GO): protein import into peroxisome membrane
Cellular component (GO): peroxisomal membrane; peroxisome
Source: RefSeq, a predicted model, not a curated record
CACUCAGCUGAAGGUAACAUCAUGGCGUCCGGAUCAGGAGAGCAGCCCUCUGGACACGAUGCAGAACUGGACCAAUUAUUGGACAGUGCGCUCGAUGACUUCGACAAGACCGCUGCCCCUCCGGCCCCUGAGCCUGGAGCUCCUUCCGCCUCAGCCAACAGUGGAGCAGAGAAGCCGCCCCUGCUCGAGGACUGCAAGCUCUUCGAGGCUCUCUUCGAGGGAGACAUGGCUGCCCAAGCCAAGGAGGAGUGGGAGAAAGCCAUGACUGAGCUGGCCCAAGAGGAGCCAGAUCUGCUCCAGCACUUUCAAAAACUGUCAGAGGCUGCAGGCAAAGUCGGCACUGACACCGCCUCCCAACAAGAAUUCACUUCCUGUCUUAAAGAAACUCUGCGUGGCCUGGCCAAAAAUGCAGACAACCUGCAGUCCACAGGACUCGCUGGAGACGAUCUCGUCAAGGCUCUCGAAGGCCUGGGAUUGGAUGAGGGUGGUGAAGCGGGCGGUGAGGAAGGAAACAUCCUGCCCAUCAUGCAAUCCAUCAUGCAGAACCUUCUCUCUAAGGAAGUACUGUAUCCAUCUCUCAAAGAGAUAACUACCAAGUACCCAGAGUGGUUGGAUGCCAACAAGCCGAGCCUUAGCCCCGAGGACUACCAGCGCUACGAGCAGCAGGCCAAGAUCAUGGGAGAUAUCUGUAAGCACUUUGAGAGGGAGGAAGAGGCGGCAGUAGAUAAAGACGGAAAGUUCGACAACAUCAUGGAGCUGAUGCAACAGCUACAAGAUCUGGGCCAGCCACCGAAAGAGCUAGCAGGAGAUGCGCCUCCCGGCUUUAACUUCGACAUGGAGUCCCUCAAUCUCGCAGGAGGCACCGGGGCGGCCGGAGCGGCGGAGCAGUGCUCCAUCAUGUGAUGAGGAGACAUCACGGUCCGUCAGAGUCACUUAGGCCAGGAUCACUCUGUGUGUGCGUCAGCGACAGGGAGGGAGUGAUGGAAGGGUGGCAGAGUGUGACGCGAAAGUCAGACGGGAGUGUGAUCAGACCGUCGACACUGUUCCCCCUCAUGUUGAAGCCGUAUGGAGGAAGAGGAGGAGGAGGCAGGACAAAAACAACCAGGAACCCACACACAAAAACACACAAACACACUCUCUACUGUCUAAAAUCACUGAACGCAUAACUGAGAACAUUUUAACAUGUCUGCGUUAAUUUGUCAGCGGUUGCCAUAGCUCCCUUCACGGUUUGAUUUACUGCAUUCCUUUCAAAUGAGAAAGACUUCCUUUCAAGUUGAUUUUUUUGUUUUUUUUUACAAUACUGUUUAGCCUCGCGGUCAAAUUUAGCAAACCACUUCACGGGUAUAAACAGUGCCUUUGCAAACACACUCUUAAGUCAUUAUUUUAGGCCUCCUCAUAAGGUUGAAGUUCUGCUACCCUUCCGCUAAACACGCAAGAUUAUAGUUUUGAAAGCGGUGUGAAUUUGCAAUAUUUCGACAUCCCUGGUUUACACCGAGUUAGCGAUCCGUUAAUGUAGUUACUUCAUUAAACUUUAGCACUCACCUGUCUCUGAACAGGCUGUACAGGAGUCGACUUAACGAGUUAAUGACUUAUUAACAUGUAAAGAAACUGGAAUUAAUAAAAAUGAGUGUACAUUGUUAAUUAUUUAAAGAAUGAAAAAAGAAGAGUAGUGAGCAUUGAACGCCUCACAUGAGAUUCCCAGCACCUACUGUAAUUAAACCAGCUAAUGUUUCCAUUCCCCCCCCCCCACCCCCUCGAGUGUUAAUCCCCAUUUCUAGGUAUUGAUUUGAAGUGAUUGAGAUGAUGAUUCCUGGAUGCCUUUGCUGUGGUUACAGUGAUCAUUAUAGUGUAGAGUUACUGUGCAAAGUGCUUCCCAUGUGAUCCCCAGUGUUUUUUAAUGUGAAGAGUGACGUUUUCUUUUAAGUAUGGGGAAGAAAAACACUUUUAGUGACAUUCAAGAGUGUUUACUGAUCUGGUAGCAUCACAUUACUUGCAGAGAAAUACAUGUUGCCAGUGGACAGGUAGAUUACUUAGCACGUUGAAUUGUAUCAGAUUAGGAGAGAAACAUCCAUAAUUCAUGCGAACGCACUGUUGGGUAAAACAAAACAGCCUGAUGUUAGCACAUUUUAGCCAUAGCUAGUGGGUUUGUUUACUCCAGCAGCCACUUUUCACCGGAUGCUUUUUCCAGUAGACAAAGGUUUUUACCACCACGACUAUACAGACAGGUCUAGAAAUCAUGCAGCAAAACAAGGCAGGCAGGCUGGUCAGCAGCACAUCACUAACUGUAAAAUAAAGGGGUACUGAAAGGAGUCAGUCAGCCAUGCACUGAAGAGAGACCAGAUCCACAUCACACACACACACACACACACACACACACACACACAGUUGAGGCUGCUGUGGAGGUCCCUGUGGUUUUUAUCACGGUGGGAUUCAAUCUAUUCAACUCUCAGGACCGACACAAACAGGCCCAGAGCAGUGGUACAAAAUGCAACCCGUUAUUGACACUAUUUUUUGUUUUGUUUUGUUGUACUUUGUAAAUAUAUCAAAUAAAAUAAUUAUAUAA